Messenger RNA from Ochlerotatus camptorhynchus, 2864 nucleotides. Its product is annotated as T-box protein H15-like. The record is from RefSeq and is a predicted model, not a curated record. The transcript is spliced from 8 exons. Lineage: Eukaryota; Metazoa; Arthropoda; Insecta; Diptera; Culicidae. Gene Ontology annotation, biological process: regulation of transcription by RNA polymerase II; positive regulation of DNA-templated transcription; cell fate specification. Bases 665 to 2347 code for a protein of 560 amino acids. Gene Ontology annotation, molecular function: DNA-binding transcription factor activity, RNA polymerase II-specific; RNA polymerase II cis-regulatory region sequence-specific DNA binding. Gene Ontology annotation, cellular component: nucleus.
UCCAAACUGGUUGGCAGGCAGUUCGACCGAUAGUUGAAGUUUAGUUUCGUACUGUUCGCCUGAAGGCUCGUACACAUCGGUGUCGCUUUUUGUUGUGUAUCGGUGAAAGGAAAGAGAGUUUUUAAGUUGUUCUCACAGCAAACAACAACAAGAGCCGGGGUUUGAGUUUUCUCCUAGUGCUGUUGGAGGUUCUUUUCUUUUUGCAAGGGCCGUCGUGCAUUUUGCGUGUUGACAGUGAGCGAGUAAAGAAGGCUAAAAGCACAAAUUUGCGUGUUCGGGUGCAUUUAGCGAUUCGACCGUCGGUACUUGGGUGAAUUUGCUUGGAACAGAAAGUGGUGGUGCAUUUAUGAUAUGGUGCAGGAUUCUCGGUAAAAUUUGAACAGAUCGGUUUGGUUUGAACGGCGCCGUGUUAGUUUGAGUUCGGUUUGCGUUUCUUCUGUGCGUGGUGAAAUAUUGCAAAAUUUUCAAAAUUGAGAGAAUAAAACGGAAACGUGAAUCCUCUAGUGAGUUAAGUGGUAGUAGCGGUAGUAGUAGUAGCAACAGUUGCAGCAACAUUACGGGUAGUAGCAGCUUUGCGACGAAUACGGCACUAGCGUCGGCUGCGUCGGCGAUUGCAGCAGCAGAAGCUCACCACCGAAGGAAGCAGCUGGCUCAUCACGAAAGGAUGUUGCUCGACACGCAGAACAAUAACAAUAAUAACAAUAACGGCAGUGGCACCAGCAUGACCGCCAACAGUAGGAACGUGGCCGCGUCGGCCGCGGCCCUACAGGCGGCAGCUGCGGCCGCCCUGACGGCGGCCAAGGGUGCUACGGACUUCUCGAUCGCGGCAAUCAUGGCACUGCGGGAGGGCUCCGCAAGCCGGAGCCCUCUGGAAGCAGUUUUCGUAAGUGGACCUCCAAGUUCGGUAGAUCGGCUUUCGGAAGUUGACGAUGAAGUGGAUGUCGAUGUGGAAGAGUGCUCCGAUUCGGAGGAAGCUUCCCGGUCCGGUCAGGACGGUCGACGGACACAUUCCAGAGCGACGGCAACGCCCAACAGUGUGUCGGACGAGGAGCGGCUCACACCGGAACCGGCUUCGGUAAGUGCUAAGAAAAAACGACCAACCAUCGUCGGUUCGUGCAAUUCGGACGACCUCCGGCCGGUUCAGUGUCACCUGGAAACCAAGGAGCUGUGGGACAAAUUCAACGAACUCGGCACCGAAAUGAUCAUCACCAAAACGGGACGGCGUAUGUUCCCCACGGUCCGAGUGUCGUUCUCCGGCCCGCUCCGGCAGGCGACCCCAGCCGACCGGUACGUGGUCCUGUUGGACGUGGUCCCCGUAGAUAACCGGCGCUACCGUUACGCAUACCACCGAUCCGCGUGGUUGGUCGCCGGCAAGGCUGAUCCACCGCCACCUCCCCGGCUGUACGCCCACCCCGAUACUCCGAUCGGUGCGGAUGCCCUCCGCAAACAGGUUAUCUCCUUCGAGAAAGUCAAACUCACCAACAACGAGAUGGACAAGAAUGGCCAGAUUCAUUCACCAAGUUCUGCUCAGAGGAACCGACUGAUCGUCCUCAACUCGAUGCACCGCUACCAACCGCGCAUCCAUCUGGUUCGGCUCGGUCCGGGCCAGAACAUUCCCGGCACGCCAAAGGAACUGCAGGAUGUGGACUACAAGACGUACGUCUUCCCGGAGACGAUCUUUACCGCCGUCACGGCCUACCAGAACCAGCUUAUCACCAAGCUCAAGAUCGAUUCCAAUCCCUUUGCCAAGGGUUUCCGCGAUUCGUCCCGAUUGACCGACUUCGAUAGUUUCCCGGGAAUGGAUCCCAUGGACGCGUUGCUGCUGGAGCAACACCUCCGCUCACCGUUGCGCCUCUUCCCGGACCCACUGAUGGCUCAAUUCGCGGGAGCAGGUCAAGACCCGGAUGGAGCUCAAGCUGCUCUGCUGGAAAAAGCCCGUCAGCACUUGCAGAUGUGGGGUCGUGCCACCCCGUACGGAGAUCUCCUAAUACCGCAAAUGUACCAACGACCGAAUCUGGGGGCGCUCAACCUCGGGCACCUCUGGCAGAGUCAAUGGCCUCAGCAGUUCCCACCGGGCUUCCUACCAAAUGCUGCCGCCGCAGCUGCAGCAGCAGCCGCUUCUGCUCCACCUCCUCCUCCCCCCAGGACAACUCCACCCCCACCAACCCAAACUAUGACCAGUCCGGCCAGCUCUGCCGGGUCACCCUCUCCGGACCUCCGAGCAAAGCACUUCCCCCGCUUCAGCCCCUACCAAAUCCCACAGGCACAUCACCACCAACCCCAAGGCCUACCUCCCUCCGCUGCCCUACCACACCAGUCGCCCUCACCGAGAAGUCCUUCAAACUAAACACCGGUCAUCGCACUACGACCACCAGCACCCCCGUCUGAAAGAGGCUUGUCCGAAUCUUAAUGAUUUCCGAAAGAUCAGACCACAAAUCACGAUACAGUAUUAUCGCAGAGCUACUGGUAUAGAACCUAAUCUCGCAUUCACCAACGACUUCACGAAGCCACUCAUCAAGUCUCACCUGUAAAUAGCCAUCAACCGUAGAACCGUAGAUAUAUCUAGGCGAAAGUAGUUCCCCACGAGGAAGGGAUGUUAUUUAUUACUCACCAACACCUUCGGAUCGGUAGUAUGUAAUGUUGCAAUUUUUGUUUUUUCGUUUCUAUUGAAUGACAUAAAGACAAGCGAUGAAAAAAUGGACAGUAGUUUAGAGAAAAAAAAUGUUUCGCAGUUGGGAGGACAGAAGAACAAUAAACCACACACUUAAACACUCUCAAUCGCAGAUAGAAAAAAAAUCCUAGCUGUUUUAAUCAGUAUAUGAACGUACUUUAAUAUGGAAGCCAAUUUCCUACUUUGUGGAUAG